CCCGUCCCGGCCACCCCGCUCUUCACCUACAACGGCCUCACCUCCGUGGCUGUGGCCAGCGUCAACAACUACACGGUGGUGUUCCUGGGCACUGCCAACGGAGGCCUCCUGAAGAUUAACUUGGACAGCUCCAUGAAGAUCAUUAGCAGGAGAUCCAUUUCUGUGGCCUAUGGAGAACCUGUUCAUCCCAUCAUGCAGUUUGACCCUUCUGAUUCCACCUACCUCUACCUGAUGACAUCCUAUCAGAUGACGCGGGUGAAGGUGGCUACCUGCAACCAGUACGCAACGUGCACGGAGUGCCUGGCCGCUGCUGACGCUUACUGCGGGUGGUGCACUAUGGAGACCAGGUGUUCGCUGCAGCACGAGUGUGCAAACUUCACGGAGGCCAAUUUCUGGGCAAGCGCGAGCGGCGGGGUGCAGCAGUGCCCAUCUAUGACCAUCCUGGAGCCCGAAAUUAACGUUGACAAGGAGAACCCGGUUCUGAUAAUACAAAUAAAUGGGACAAUCCCAAACCUGAAUGGAACAAACAUAUCAUGUGAUUACGGGAAUAAUGUCCAUACGGUUGCCAGAGUUGCAGGAGAUUAUCUAAACCAGUUCAUUUAUUGCAACUUACUUCCACGAGAAAAAUAUCCAACAUUUCCCGACAACCAAGACCAUGUGAUCGUCAAAACUGCUCUCCGGGUCAACAACAAAAAUAUCAUCUGGGCCAAUUUCACCAUCUACGAUUGCAAAAGGACUGGAAACAUUUACCCAAAGCGAGCAUGCACCAGCUGCCUCUCAACACGGUGGAAGUGCUACUGGUGCCCCUCGAGCUACGCCUGCGUCUCCAACCACUCGCACUGCGAGGAUGCGCUGCAGAUGAGAGAGAAGAUCGAUUGCCCACGGAUUGUGCCUACCUCCUUAGAGCCGGUGCCCACGGGAGCAUCCCAGGACAUCAUAAUUGCUCUGGCUAACGCCACCUUCUCCAAGGAGACGGCUCUGGAGUGCCACUUGGGAGCGGAGCGGACGUUCGAGGCGCGCUGGGUGAACUCCUCGGCCGUCCAGUGCAGCCACGUGCUGCUCCACACAUCAGAGAAAAGCCAACUCUUCCCCAUAAGCCUUCAGCUGAAGGAUCAACCAGACAGAUUUAUUGACAGCCCAGAGACGAUGACAGCAGUUGAUCGCAGCAGAUACCCACGCUGCAGUGGUAGGAGGCCCUGGGCUGGAGAGGAAAUCGAGCCCCUGAGCGGGCCGCGGGCCGGGGGCACCCUGCUCACCAUCCGGGGCCGGAACCUGGGCCGCCGGUUCAGCGACGUCGCCAACGCCGUCCGCAUCGGCAGUGUCAAGUGCGAGCCGCUCCGGGACAGAUACGAGGUCUCCGAGACGAUCGUCUGCCAGACGGGGGAAGCGCAGGAGGUGUUUUCUGACGUGGUAACCGUUAACGUGAGCCGGGAAGGCAAGUCCAGGGAACGAUACUCCUACGUGCUUCCUGUGGUGCAAUCCAUUGAUCCACCAAAUGGCCCAAAAGCUGGAGGAACAAGAGUGACCAUCAGAGGAAGCCGUCUGGACGUUGGCUCCGAGCUCCACGUCCUCGUCAACAACUCCAAAGAGUGCACGGACCUCAGUCGCAAUGAUACCGCGAUCAUGUGCACCAUGCCCUCUGUGGAUCUCACCACGGCUGUGCAAGUCUGCAUCCAGUUUGAGAACAAGUCUUGUGCCAACAACAAUAUCACGUUCAAGUACGAGAAGAACCCGGUUAUAACGGACAUCAACCCUAAAAAGAGUCAGAUCAGCGGGGGCAGAAUCAUCACCCUGGAGGGACGAGGCUUUGAACUGGUGCAGAAUGUGUCAAUGGUGGUACGUGGCAUCGGCCGAGAACACACGAAGUGUAAGGUUCACAGCGACACUGUGAUUACCUGCCCUUCUCCAGCGGCCUCCAACAUCACUGUGGGGAGCAAGCCAGCGCCUGUGGAUUUCUAUCUCAAUGGUUGCCUCUAUGCGGAUGACCGCCCAUCUCUUGAUGAGGAGGUCUACCCAGAGGAGGUCCUGCACAUCAGCAAAUUCAGCUUGGAGUACUAUGCUGACCCCCAGUUCUUCACGGCCAAGAAGGAGAAAUGGAUCAAGCACCAUCCUGGCGAGCCCUUAACACUGGUUAUACACAAAGAGCCUGACAGCCUAGGCUUGGAGAGCAAUGAGUACCAAGUGAAGAUUGGCCUUAUCUCCUGCGAGAUCCAGAUUGUUUCCGACAAAGUCAUUCACUGCUCGGUCAAUGAGUCACUGAGCACCACAGAAAGACAGUUGCCCGUGACGAUCCAGGUCGGAAAGUUCAACCACACAAUUGCCAUGCUACACCUUGGGGGAGGAGAGACUGCGAUCAUCGUCUCCAUUGUCAUCUGCAGCAUCUUGCUGGUCCUGUCUGUUGUAGCUCUCUUUGUGUUCUGCACAAAGAGCCGUAGAGCAGAGCGCUACUGGCAGAAAACUUUGCUCCAGAUGGAAGAAAUGGAGUCCCAGAUCCGGGAGGAAAUCCGCAAAGGUUUUGCUGAGCUGCAGACAGACAUGACAGACCUGACCAAGGAGCUAAACCGCAGCCAGGGGAUCCCGUUCCUGGAGUACAAGCACUUUGUCACCCGGACCUUCUUCCCCAAAUGCUCGUCGCUCUAUGAGGAGUGCUACAUUCUGCCUUCCCAGCAGCCCAACUCCCAGGUGGGCUCCCAGGCCCAGGAAACCCAUCCGCUCCUGGUGGGGGAAUGGAAAAUUCCUGAAAACUGCAGACCCAAUAUGGAAGAAGGAAUCUCGCUUUUCUCCACCUUGCUCAACAACAAGCACUUUCUCAUUGUGUUUGUGCACGCUCUGGAGCAACAGAAGGACUUUGCUGUUAGAGACAGAUGUAACCUGGCUUCCCUGCUUACUAUCGCAUUGCAUGGGAAACUGGAGUAUUACACCAGCAUCAUGAAGGACCUCUUGGUGGAUCUAAUAGAUGCCUCAGCUUCCAAAAACCCCAAGCUGAUGCUGAGGAGAACUGAAUCUGUAGUGGAGAAGAUGCUCACCAACUGGAUGUCCAUCUGCAUGUACAGCUAUCUCAGAGAGACAGUCGGAGAGCCCUUCUUCCUCCUGAUCUGUGCCAUCAAACAGCAAAUUAACAAGGGCUCCAUCGACGCCAUCACGGGGAAGGCCAGGUACACGCUCAACGAGGAGUGGCUCCUGAGGGAGAACAUCGAGGCGAAGCCCCGGAACCUCAACGUCUCUUUCCAAGGCUGCGGGAUGGAUUCCUUGAGUGUAAGGGCCAUGGACACGGACACGCUCAGCCAAGUGAAGGAGAAGAUUCUGGAGGCCUUUUGCAAGAACGUCCCGUACUCCCAGUGGCCAAGGGUGGAAGAUGUUGAUCUUGAGUGGUUUGCCACGAGCACCGACAGCUACAUCCUGCGGGACCUGGACGACACCUCCGUGGUGGAGGAUGGCAGGAAGAAGCUCAACACACUGGCGCACUACAAGAUCCCCGAGGGAGCGUCGCUGGCCAUGAGCUUGCUGGACAAGAAGGACACCACGCUGAGCCGAGUGAAGGAUUUGGAUACCGAAAAAUACUUCCAUUUGGUCCUCCCAACCGAUGAAUCCACCGAACAUAAGAAGUCCCACAGACAGAGCCAUAGGAAAAAAGUCCUCCCGGAGAUCUACCUGACCCGGCUGCUCUCCACAAAGGGCACACUGCAGAAGUUCCUGGACGACUUGUUCAAAGCCAUUCUCAGCAUCCGAGAUGAUAAGCCGCCCGUGGCCGUGAAGUAUUUCUUUGACUUCCUGGAGGAGCAAGCAGAGAAAAGAGGGAUCACAGACCCUGACACUCUGCACAUCUGGAAGACCAACAGCCUACCGCUGAGGUUUUGGGUCAACAUCCUGAAGAAUCCCCAGUUUGUGUUCGACAUUGACAAGACAGACCACAUCGAUGCCUGUCUCUCGGUGAUAGCCCAGGCCUUCAUCGACGCCUGCUCCCUAUCCGAUCUGCAGCUGGGCAAGGACUCCCCGACCAAUAAACUAUUGUAUGCCAAGGAGAUCCCGGAGUACAGGAAAAUAGUGCAGCGAUACUACAAGCAAAUUCAUGACAUGCCGCCGCUCAGCGAGCAGGAGAUGAACGCGCACCUGGCCGAGGAGUCGCGGAAAUACCGGAACGAGUUCAACACCAACGUGGCCAUGGCCGAGAUAUACAAGUAUGCCAAGAGAUACCGCUCCCAGAUAGUGACGGCGCUGGACAACAACCCCACGACGAAGCGCACGCAGCUCCAGCACAAGUUUGAGCAGGUGAUUGCACUCAUGGAAGACAAUAUCUACGAGUGCUGCAGCGAAGCCUAGGCUGGCUGCGGCCCUG
Tinamus guttatus (white-throated tinamou) is the source of this 4336-nucleotide messenger RNA. NCBI's taxonomy places the organism in Eukaryota, Metazoa, Chordata, Aves, Tinamiformes, Tinamidae. The record is from RefSeq and is a predicted model, not a curated record.